Xiphias gladius (swordfish) is the source of this 1417-nucleotide messenger RNA. RefSeq names its product sperm-tail PG-rich repeat containing 1 (gene stpg1). The record is from RefSeq and is a predicted model, not a curated record. Gene Ontology annotation, biological process: epigenetic programing of male pronucleus. Gene Ontology annotation, cellular component: germinal vesicle; female pronucleus; male pronucleus. The coding region runs from base 196 to 1170 and encodes 324 amino acids. The transcript is spliced from 9 exons. Lineage: Eukaryota; Metazoa; Chordata; Actinopteri; Istiophoriformes; Xiphiidae. Gene Ontology annotation, molecular function: histone binding; chromatin binding.
UCCCUGGAUGGAUUGUAAAUUGCUGUGGGCUACAAUUUGACCCCCCACUUCUUUUUUAUUUUAGCCUAUAUUGGUACACAUUUUGUAAAAUGAAGUACGCCGAAUGAGCUAUUAGCAGUUCCUGUUUGCUAGUUACCACUGGAUGUCCUGACAACUAUCACUUGGUUCCUCCGAUACGCGGUAUCCAGAUGAACAAUGUGCAACAUGUACCGAAGAUUCGAUAAAACAGAUACGAUUCCGGCCUCACCUUCCAUACCAACGAAAUACCAAAGAGUGGUGAUAACAAAUCAAGAAAAGAAGGGGUUUUCGUCCCGAGCUAAGAGAUUCCCUUUACAAGUCUGUCUGAAUGAAAAUCCAGGACCAGCUAGCUAUGGUUGUAUUUCCAGCGCUGAAGUUAAAAAUCCCUCCUUCUCAACGAGAGGCACCACAGGCUUUGUUGCGUCCAAGGCUCCCAGGGGUUACAGCAACCCACAGAGAGCCAUCCCAGGACCAAAUGUAUACAACAUACAGAGCUCCCUCAUAAACAAGUAUGACUUCAACACCGGAGUCUCCAGGGUGUUCAGGUUGCCCGUGGCUGUGCAGCUUGAUGGUCCGAAGCAUAAAACUCCAGCGCCAAAUCAAUAUGAUUGCAGUAGAGGUAGUAGAGAGAGAAUCUCCUCAGUGAUUGGUACAUCGGCUUUCCGCUCAAAGACUGGACGUGACUCAUUUUACCCAAACAAAUACGUGCCAUCACCAUGUCACUAUGAGGUGAACGGCCACUUAAUCCAGCACAGCUCCAAGGCAGUCUUGUCCCCCUUCAAAUCAAAAUCUCUGAGAAUCCCUGCUCCAGUGAACAACCAUGUGCCCGGCCCAGGAGCUUAUAGUCCCCAUCAGGCCCCCACACCGGUGAAGAAGACCAUCCUACCGAGGGGUUAUUAUUUGGCAAUAUCAGCGCCCCCUCUGAUUGUUCCUAAGGAUCCACCCUUGCCAGGCCCCGGGCAGUAUGAUAUAAGGAAUUAUGAUGGCGCAUCCAAGCAUCCCAUGCCCACUGCCGCAUUUGCAUCCAGAACUGAAAGAUUACCCAAAUACUCAGGUGCCAAUAUGAAGCCAGGUCCAGGUUUCUAUGAUCCACAAAUUUUGUCAAAGCAGUCCUUCUUUUACAAUGAUUCCAGAGUCUGGAUUCCUGUAUGAAGCUUUCAAGGGAAAGUGCGACUGCAAAAACUGUAAAUUCUUCACAUACAUAAACUGAUUGUCUUUUAUCAAAAUGCUUGUAUGCAAGGUAUGUGUCUUUGUGUUUAAAUGUACAUGGGUUCAUGUAUCUCUGACAUUUUUCAGACCAAAUUAAAUGUUUGCAACCAUUUAGUCUCUGAUUCUGUGUCUUGAGUAGGCCAUCGAGAUGUAAGACUGAAACAUUUUAAAGGAUGAAUCAUGUUCAGUA